Messenger RNA from Saccharomycopsis crataegensis, 888 nucleotides. It is a transcript of the gene SUE1, whose product is annotated as Sue1p. Gene Ontology annotation, cellular component: mitochondrion. The record is from RefSeq and is a predicted model, not a curated record. NCBI's taxonomy places the organism in Eukaryota, Fungi, Ascomycota, Saccharomycetes, Ascoideales, Saccharomycopsidaceae. The transcript has a single exon. Bases 1 to 888 code for a protein of 295 amino acids.
AUGAUGAUGAGAUGUGGUGGCAACAACCGCAUUUUUAAUACGCGGAUUAUUAUAACUACACGAAAGUUUUCCUCGGUCAAUAACAAACUAUACAGUCGAAAGAUCAAGUUAGGGGAACCUGAUCCAAAAGAUAACGAAUCUAAAUCCAAAUCAUCGUCUAAAGAUGAGGGUAUCAAGAAGGCAGCUGUCGCUACCAAGACCACAGCUGUCGCUACCAAGACCACAGUCAAGACCUCGCCUAAAAAAUCGAAACUAGACCUUUCGUCCGAGAAAAAGUUUUCACAGUUCAUCAGGGAAUUCAAUCGUUCAAGUCCGGAUCUGAGGGUGUUUUCUGUUGAAUCUGGCAAAACAUCGAACAAUAAUGGCCAAAUGAGUUAUCAAGACAGUUUACCAAGAGUCCCCUCCACCUCCCAUCUCGAUCUUCGGAAAUUUAAGAAUGAUAUUUUUUUCUCUGGGUAUCGCCCGUUAUUAUUACCAAUUAAGAAUGAGUUUCGACCUCUUAGAUUCGAUAAAUCUGGCAAGGGGAUGUCCAGUUCUGCCAGUGAUGCCUUGAGCAACGGAAACAGUCUAGUGGGAGGGAACUCGACCAGCGAGGUUUCAUUUUCUACUUCUUCUUCGUCAUCCAGUUUUAUUGUGCCAAAUAUGUGGAAUAAUUCGGCAGUGGGGACUGAGCAUUUCAAAGAAAUGGAUAAUAUUCCAUAUAAAGUGUUGAUGACAUUGAAACCUUUCCAAGCACCUCCGCACCCCGCGCCCAUUGGCAAAAGCAAGAAGGUUGCAGCGAAGGAAAAUAGCCGGAAACGUGAUAGUGCCGAGGAAGAGCAAUUAUUAAAGAAGAACCCGAUCAAUAAUUGGAAAGAAUAUUUCUCAAAAAGAGGAUUCAAGGACUGA